Messenger RNA from Penicillium bovifimosum, 1278 nucleotides. RefSeq names its product Nur1/Mug154 family protein. Bases 1 to 1278 code for a protein of 425 amino acids. The transcript is spliced from 2 exons. NCBI's taxonomy places the organism in Eukaryota, Fungi, Ascomycota, Eurotiomycetes, Eurotiales, Aspergillaceae. Gene Ontology annotation, biological process: maintenance of rDNA; regulation of exit from mitosis. The record is from RefSeq and is a predicted model, not a curated record.
AUGCCCCGACUUGUACGCCGCCGCCCGCUCACCGAGCGCAUACUUUCACAUCUGAACCCAUACGACUUUUUGCUUUGGCUCUCCGAAGAGUUUGAAGGUGGUGACUGGGAUCAGCUAGAGAAGGACUGGGCUUUGCCCAUUGGCAUCGCGCUCAACGUGGUGUUUCUUGUCGCCCGAGCAAAUAGUCGCGCCGGUGGCAGCAAGGCUUUCGACGAUGUGUUUGGUGACGACGAGGGAACGUCCCUGCUUGGUUGGCUUGCUUCGUUCACCGUCCAUUUGAUGGCCCUUGCCUCCACGGCCAAUGCAAUCUACACUUUCCAGAAAAAGAGACACUAUCGCCUAUUCGAGAAUUCAAUUGAUAACAACCCAGCGACACCGUCUGCCCAGCGUGUGCGGGUCGAAUCAAGCCCGAUGAUGCCGUCUCCUCUACGAUACAUCGCCAAUGCCCUAUCGACUGAAUCGGCGCAGUCCAGAGCACACCCAGACGCACAAAGGGAUGUUUGGGAACUGGCGAUCUGGGAUCCUUCGCCACUAUGCCUUCGACUAUUCUGCUUAUUCAGCCCCGGGCACGUCUUGGUAUACUGGUUAUUCCUCCCUACGCAACUUUCCGAUCCACGCCCUAGUGUGACAAUUGUGACCACUAUAAUUUUGACGGUUCUCCUGUCUGUCCAGAUGUCGUUCAUAUCUUCCUUCUACACUCAGCAAGCUAAGGACCAAAAGAUUGUGCAAAAAGAGGUAUUCAAAGAAUAUGAAACCAAAUAUGUCCAACCGCGGACACACCCACUCAUGAGAGAUGUUGGAACACAGUUCUCAGAUCCAUACGGUCAACCACCGAAGACCGAGGAGGAAUGUAAUAGGGUCGAGACUUACAGCCCAGCCGUCAUCAUUAACCGUGGUUUUAAGACCAGUCCCAACCCUAAUUACCUCAAGCACGUCGACCCAGAAGGGUUCACUCCAGUCCGCCAAACAUCCUCUACUCCUAUCUCCUCUAUAUUCCAGGGCCAACCAUCAUACACCCCAAGCACUUCUCGAGAUGGGUCGCCGAUGCCCCGAACGAACAACCGUACAACGAUGCGACAGCCGCAGUUCCGAUCCACUGCAACAGCAACAGGCGAUGGAGGCAGCCUUGGUGUUUACAGUCACGCAAACUCUCCAUUGCGGAAAUCUGCGACAACUUCCUUUGACCGCCGGUUACAAAACAACGGCGAUUUUGUUUACAAGGAGCGUGGCACAACCCCCAUGAUGCGGAAUUCAAGUCCUUUGAAAAGAAACCUUUGA